Messenger RNA from Equus caballus (horse), 3690 nucleotides. It is a transcript of the gene CLCN7, whose product is annotated as chloride voltage-gated channel 7. Gene Ontology annotation, biological process: chloride transport; transmembrane transport. Gene Ontology annotation, cellular component: intracellular membrane-bounded organelle; lysosomal membrane. Gene Ontology annotation, molecular function: voltage-gated chloride channel activity. The record is from RefSeq and is a predicted model, not a curated record. NCBI's taxonomy places the organism in Eukaryota, Metazoa, Chordata, Mammalia, Perissodactyla, Equidae.
UCACGAGAGCAAACACCCGGCCGCGGCGCUUCCCGGCCGGUCCCUGCGCGGCGGGCCAUGGCCAACGUCUCCAAGAAGGUGUCAUGGUCCGGCCGCGACCUGGACGACGACGAGGCGGCGCCGCUGCUGCGGAGGGCGGCGCGGCCCGGGGCUCCGGCCGGCGAGGGCACGCCGCUGCUGAACGGCGCGGGGCCCGCGGCCGUCCGCCAGUCGCCCCAUUCCACGUUUUUCCGGAUUGGACAGAUGAGCAACGUGGAGCUGGAUGAUGAGCUUCUGGACCCUGACAUGGACCCCCCUCACCCUUUCCCCAAGGAGAUCCCGCACAAUGAGAAGCUCCUGUCCCUCAAGUACGAGAGCUUGGACUAUGACAACAGUGAGAACCAGCUGUUCCUGGAGGAGGAGAGGCGGAUCAACCACACGGCCUUCCGGACAGUGGAGAUUAAGCGCUGGGUCAUCUGCGCCAUGAUCGGGAUUCUCACGGGCCUCGUGGCCUGCUUCAUUGACAUCGUGGUGGAGAACUUGGCCGGCCUGAAAUACAAGGUCGUCAAGGACAAUAUCGACAAGUUCACGGAGAAGGGUGGGCUGUCCUUGUCCCUUGUGCUGUGGGCCGCGCUAAAUGCUGCCUUUGUGCUCGUUGGCUCUGUGAUCGUCGCCUUCAUAGAGCCAGUUGCUGCUGGCAGUGGGAUCCCCCAGAUCAAGUGCUUCCUCAAUGGGGUGAAGAUCCCCCACGUGGUCCGGCUCAAGACCCUGGUGAUCAAGGUGUCUGGCGUGAUCCUGUCGGUGGUGGGAGGACUGGCCGUGGGAAAGGAGGGGCCAAUGAUACACUCGGGCUCCGUGAUUGCUGCUGGAGUCUCCCAGGGGAGGUCAACAUCACUGAAGCGAGAUUUCAAGAUCUUCGAGUACUUCCGCAGAGACACGGAGAAGCGGGACUUCGUCUCGGCGGGAGCUGCGGCCGGAGUGUCCGCUGCGUUUGGAGCCCCCGUGGGUGGCGUCCUGUUCAGCUUAGAAGAAGGCGCCUCCUUCUGGAACCAGUUCCUGACGUGGAGAAUCUUCUUCGCCUCCAUGAUUUCCACCUUCACUCUGAAUUUUGUUCUCAGCAUUUACCAUGGAAACAUAUGGGACCUGUCCAGCCCGGGCCUCAUCAACUUUGGAAGAUUUGACACAGAGACGAUGGUGUACACGAUCCACGAGGUCCCUAUCUUCAUCGCCAUGGGCGUGGUGGGUGGUGUUCUUGGAGCCGUCUUCAAUGCCCUGAAUUACUGGCUGACGAUGUUUCGAAUCAGGUACAUCCACCGGCCCUGCCUCCAGGUGGUUGAGGCCGUGCUGGUGGCCGCUGUCACAGCCACGGUUGCCUUCGUGCUGAUUUACUCAUCGCGGGAUUGCCAGCCCCUGCAGGGCAGUGCUGUGUCCUAUCCCCUCCAGCUCUUCUGUGCAGAUGGCGAGUAUAACUCCAUGGCCGCAGCCUUCUUCAACACCCCAGAGAAGAGUGUGGUCAGCCUUUUCCACGACCCCCCAGGCUCCUACAACCCAGCGACCCUUGGCCUCUUCACCCUGGUCUACUUCUUCCUGGCUUGCUGGACCUAUGGGCUCACGGUGUCCGCCGGUGUCUUCAUCCCGUCCCUGCUCAUCGGGGCCGCCUGGGGCCGGCUCUUUGGCAUAUCCCUGUCCUACGUCACGGGGGCUGCGAUCUGGGCGGACCCUGGCAAGUAUGCCCUGAUGGGAGCGGCUGCCCAGCUGGGUGGGAUCGUGAGGAUGACGCUGAGCCUGACGGUCAUCAUGAUGGAGGCCACCAGUAAUGUGACCUACGGCUUCCCCAUCAUGCUGGUGCUGAUGACUGCCAAGAUCGUGGGGGACGUCUUCAUCGAGGGCCUGUACGACAUGCACAUCCAGCUGCAGAGCGUGCCCUUCCUGCACUGGGAGGCACCUGUCACCUCGCACUCGCUCACCGCCAGGGAGGUGAUGAGCACGCCGGUCACCUGCCUGCGGAGGAGGGAGAAAGUGGGCGUCAUCGUGGACGUGCUCAGCAGCACCACGUCCAAUCACAACGGCUUCCCCGUGGUGGAGUACACUGACGACACCCAGCUGGCCCGGCUCCAGGGCUUGAUCCUGCGCUCCCAGCUGAUCGUCCUCCUAAAGCACAAGGUGUUUGUGGAGCGGUCCAACAUGGGGCUGGUGCGGCGGCGGCUGAGGCUGAAGGACUUCCGUGAUGCCUACCCGCGCUUCCCCCCGAUCCAGUCCAUCCACGUGUCCCAGGAUGAGCGCGAGUGCACCAUGGACCUCUCCGAGUUCAUGAACCCCUCCCCGUAUACUGUGCCCCAGGAGGCGUCUCUUCCACGGGUGUUCAAGCUCUUCCGGGCUUUGGGCCUCAGGCACCUGGUGGUAGUGGACAACCACAAUCAGGUGGUUGGGCUGGUGACCAGGAAGGACCUGGCCCGGUACCGGCUUGGGAAGGGGGGCCUGGAGGAGCUCUCGCUGGCCCAGACGUGAGGCCUUGGCCCCGGCCCCUCCUCCUCCUGGGGUUCCUGCCUCGCUCCAUGUGCAGCCGUGAAUCCAGUGCCCUCCACACCUCGGGGACCAGCCGACUGCCCCCUGGGCACUCUGUUUACAUUCUCAGCUCGGUCUUCUGGCCUCAGCCCCGUAGAUCCCAACCUCCAUCCUCCUGUGUUUCUCGACCUUCAGGGAUCAGACGCUCGUGCAGCUGCUCCUCGCAGGCUGCUGGCUUCCUGAGAGCCAGCGAGAGGGCGUGUGUACACAUUUGUGUAUGAGCGUGUUUCCGUGUGUGUUUGUGUGUCUGUCUCAGUGUGUGUGUGUGUGUGUGUGUGUGAGAGAGAGAGACAGCUAGGGAGCUGGUCCCUGUGGGUCUGAGUGUUGCAGGCCCCCAGAGCAAGGCCCCAUCACUGCCUCUGUUCCCCGUUACCCUGGGAGCCCACCCAGAAGGACCGUACCACCUGCACACCCCCACCUGAAGGCUGGGGGACGUAAGGCUGCAGCAGAGGCUUCUGGCCUUGUCCUUCUUGGUCCUCAGCUCAGUCUGCAGCCACGAGGUGGUGGGCCUGUGCAGUGGGGCCCUGCCUGGGCAAUGGCCCCAGUGGACGCAUGAAGGCAAGGCUUCUGGGGAGCAGGACACCUUGGAGAGUGGAUUCCAGAGUGGGCUCUGUUGGGAAGCUGGCUGUUGCCCCAGACUCACCGCACACACCCCCUGGGCCACACCUUGACUCUGGGCGCACGAGGCUCUCUGGCCAAAGGAGAGCUGAGAAUCACUCACAGGCCUGAACCCCCGAGUCCAGACAGACGUCCAUUGCCACACCUGUGUGGAUAGCAGCUGGAAAGGCGGGUGUUCUCAGCAUGAGGGGACCCCCUACACCCAGCUUCUGAGGACCCCUGGCCCAGGGCAUUAUUCUGGGGCAGCUCUGGUUCCAAGCCUGAGGGCAGGUGGGCUCUGGGAUGGGCUGGUAAGCCUGGAGCAAGGAUGCUGUGCCCCUCCCAGGCUGGGCAGGCCUGGAUCCUGUGUCCUGUGUCCCCAGGGCCCACUUCUGUGACAAGACAGCGUAGAUGCCUUUGUGGUGGGCUGGCAGGCAGUGCAAGGGGCCGAGGCCUCAGAAGACCAGUCUUCCUGCCAGGAGUCCUCCCUGGGGGGACGGGUCUGAGUGGGGUUCCUGAUGGGAGGAAUAAAGAAACUGUACCCAGCCA